AUGUCCACACCACCUCUGCCACCGCCGCAGCACAAAGACAAUCCAUCGGUACCGGAGCGUAAAGCGAAGGAAAAGAGCCGGUGGCAGGUCUGGGGCGAGUCCGUGGCCAACAAGGGCGUUGCAAUCAACGAUUGGGCUGCAGGAUAUGCCAACUCCGCAUCGAAGCGGUUGGGAGCGGAACGGUUCUGGCCGUCGUCGAACGAUUUUCCCGAGGAAGUGGAAAAGUGUGUGCGGAUUCUCCGCACGUUCACGGAAGAGGGCAUCGCCGUGCGUCAAGAUAAGAAGAGCUCCCCCAUUGUCAAAAAAAAAAUCCCGCCCCAGGUCAUUCGCGAUGCCAAAGGCAUCUGUAUCUAUACCAGUAUGAAGUCGGCCUUGGCGCCCUUCGGUGGUAUGAAUGGCACAGGUCUCCUGCUGGGCCGCCUGCCUGAUGGCUCGUGGUCGCCGCCGUCGUGUAUCUGCCCCAACUACUAUUCGGCCGGUUUUGUGAUCGGUCUAGAUAUCGUGGAUAUCAUCCUGAUUAUCAACACGGAGGAAAUGCUCAAUUCGUUCCGGACACACAAGUUCGCCAUCACCGCCGAGACGGUGGUCUCGUCCGGCCCGCUGGGCACGCCGCUGAACAGCAGCUUGGACAUCAAGACCAAGAUCUCGCCCAUCUACUCGUACGUGAACUCACGUGGCUUCUACGCUGGCAUUGAAGUAACGGGCCAGGCGUUCUUGGACCGAUUCGACGAGAACGAACGUGUAUACUACUGGCCUGGCAUCAAGGCUGGCGAUAUUCUGGACGGCAAGGUGAAAAUCCCAGAAGCGGCAGAGCCUCUGUACCGUGCUUUGCGCGAGGCCGAGUACGGUGUAGCUCAAGCCGGCGAGCUGGAAAAGAUAGAGUACCUACGAUCGAUGCCUACCGGCCCGAAUAACAAUGAGGCAUGGGAAGAGACUUUGGGCACACUGAAGGAAGGUGAACACAUUCAUUUGCCCCCCACGCCCGAGCAGAUGGAAGCGAUGGAGCGAGCAGGCAUUAAGGACGAGUUCGACGAGGCACUCGAGCGGAAAGAAAAGGAAGAAAUCCGUCGCUUACCGCCGCCACCAUCCCAUCCCUCUGUAUCACGACAGCGGCAAGCCAGUGGGACACGGAGCCUGCCACCUGUGGACGUCGAGGUGAAGGCCGUGACCACCGCGGAGAAGACGCCCCUGUCGUCUGAGACAGACAACGCGGACGCUGCCAAGAUAGUGACUGAGACGGAGACUACGAUAUAA
Malassezia pachydermatis is the source of this 1254-nucleotide messenger RNA. RefSeq lists its product as hypothetical. Gene Ontology annotation, molecular function: phosphatidylinositol binding. Bases 1 to 1254 code for a protein of 417 amino acids. The transcript has 4 exons. NCBI's taxonomy places the organism in Eukaryota, Fungi, Basidiomycota, Malasseziomycetes, Malasseziales, Malasseziaceae. The record is from RefSeq and is a predicted model, not a curated record.